UGCCGAUUUACGCGGGAACCCUCUUCUUCAAAACCCAAUUGCAGCUUCACUAUCGAGUUUUCUGCAUGCCCUGGGUUGGGAAGAACAGUGCAAUUUCAUGCUUGAAAAGCAGAGACUACAGUUCAUCAGUUCCAGCUAGGUACAUUCCAAAGAGAUCUUCUGAAGUUAAAAAAUCGGAAACUUCAUUGUCGACAAAGGGUUCUGGUAGAAAAGAAUUUCGCGAGCUUUCGGAUGGUUUUGCAUUGAAGAAUGAGGUUAAACAUGGGAGAAGUGAUUUACAGAACUAUAGGGACUUUGAUAAGAAAUUUCCCUACAGUAACUCAUUGUCUAAUGACGUUGAGCAAGCAUCGUCAGAGCUGGAAGAUCAGGUUGAUAAUCUUUCAGGGGUUGUAGGUGAUGAUGAACUGAUGGACGAGCCUGAAGAGGUUUCCGAAGAGUUGAAUCUCUUGCAGAAUAGUAAAACUAUGCAUGAAGUUGAAAAAGCAGCAAUUGAAUUACUUGCCGGAAGGGCUUUCACCGCAGUUGAAUUGAGAAAGAAAUUAUGCCGAAAGGGAUUUUCUCUUGACGCCAUUGAAGCAGUGAUUAAAGAUCUCAUAAAAAGAGGGCUAAUCAAUGAUAGCUUGUAUGCGGAAGCAUUUUCACGUUCUAGAUGGUCUUCCUCAAGUUGGGGACCAAAGAGGAUAAAGCAAGCACUAUUCACCAAGGGGGUUAGUGAAGUUGAUGCUCAGAAGGCAAUUAAACUGGUGUUUGAGGAUAGAGAAUCGGAUGAGGAUGGAGGAUCAAAUGAGGAUCAGGAGUUAAUUCAUGGCAUGUCAAAGCCGUCAAUGGACCACCUAUUUGUUCAGGCCUCGAAACAAUGGCUUCGAGGCCGUGAAGUUCCUAAAGAGACGAGGAAAUCAAGGAUUGUCCGUUGGCUUCAAUAUCGUGGCUUCAACUGGGGUGUUAUUGGGUUUAUAUUAAAGAAGUUAGAGGCUCAGCACCCACCCUAGAACACAAUAAGGCUAUCUUAUUUGCAGGCCGUAUGAGAACAAAUGCUGUUGUCCAUCUCAUUAGGCAUCAACUGAAAUGCAAGUUGUGUAGUAUGGGUAAUGUUCCAAUCUCUGUUGUCAAUUGUUGCUGUAGCCAGAGAACUAGUCACUUUAGACCUUAUCAGAACAUAAAGGUUGCAAUAGCCGACUCUGGCACCUAGAUUUGAUGGGUUGAAGACUUGAAGCCUACACUAAUGACAAAAUAGAUAGAGAAGGGCAAGAGGUGGGCACUACUUAGCUGUUGUUGGUAGGAUCACCAUUUUUGGAGCUGAAAGGUGAAAACUUCAUGUACUCAUGUACUGUAAAUUAAAUCUCCAAUAAAACUUGGUUGUUUCUGUUGC
Molecule: messenger RNA, 1369 nt
Organism: Argentina anserina (silverweed cinquefoil)
Lineage: Eukaryota; Viridiplantae; Streptophyta; Magnoliopsida; Rosales; Rosaceae
Exons: 6
Coding region: 66-989 (307 amino acids)
Biological process (GO): regulation of DNA repair
Source: RefSeq, a predicted model, not a curated record